This is a messenger RNA of Maniola jurtina (meadow brown), 4004 nucleotides long. RefSeq lists its product as uncharacterized. The transcript has 3 exons. NCBI's taxonomy places the organism in Eukaryota, Metazoa, Arthropoda, Insecta, Lepidoptera, Nymphalidae. Bases 360 to 3827 code for a protein of 1155 amino acids. The record is from RefSeq and is a predicted model, not a curated record.
AUUAAAUUGGUUCUGACUCAUGGCAAGCCGGUAGUGUAUUGUGUUGAACAUGAAGUUAAAAUAUUAGUAAUUUUACUAAUUUGUUUCGGCCUGAGUCUUUUUGUGGCUGCCGCUGUUCAAAGUCACAGACCUUAGACCAGUGUUGAACUUGUUUACAUUUGAUUGAUUUUUGUCCGAAGUAAAUAAAUAAUAAAAAAAUUCUAAUUUGUAGAUUACUUAGGUACUUUAAGAUAGUAUCUACCAAAUAAUAUAUUAUUCUGUGCUAUAAGGCACUUAUGUGAUACAUAGGUUAUCUAUUAUUUACCACAUCAUUUAAUGUGCUGCCUAGUUACUAUAAUAAGGUAUUAAUUACGGGCACAAUGGCAUCACUGAUGGCAGGAGACACACUAGGACAAAAGCAUCAAAACUACAACAAAUUAGUAAAUGAAGCAAUCAAAAAUAAUCCAAUUGAACAUAUAACCGCAAUAAAUUAUGAAGAGUCUGAUUUGGAUAACCUUUACAAAAUAGAUAUAGCAUGUAACACCAGAAAUGUUGAAUAUGUUCUUGAAGUUCUCAAAUGUGAAGACAUGUUAUACGUCUCUCGAGUUAUUAAGCAAUCUUCUUGGUUAAUAACCGAUCCGCAAUAUUCAUCUUUUAUUAAUCCUGAAUAUUUGUACAACAGUCUUUAUCCACAGAUGACAUCUAAAGCUUUCAAUAAACUCAUUCUGCACAUUAGGCUUAACUUAAAAGAUGAAAAACGCGUUGAAGACUUUUUCAACUAUUACAAAGAAAAAGAUUUGCAAAAAGCAUUCAAAUGGCUACCGGGUUGCUCUAAUCCUUUUAUUGAAAAUAUCAUUCAGAAACACUUUGAGGAUAUACCAAACCAAAUAGUAAAACGGUUAUAUAAGAAAUCUAUAAAUUUCCUAAAAAUAACAAUACAAACCAAUAAAUCGUAUUAUAAAAUGGACAAGGUAUUACUAGGAAUGUUUCAUCUAAAAAGAUAUUUUGAAAAAUUCAUGGAUAUUUUAGAUACAGCUGAUAUGGAUGAUAUACCACAAUUUGGACCGAAAUAUACAAAAAUAAUUAUGCAGAAAAAUCCUGAAAGGAUAAUGAAAAAUCUUGAAAAAUAUGUAGAUAACGUGGACGUUGUCACUUUUGCAAAAUUCCUUAAAAAAGAAGAGGCCAAAGACUUUAUACUAACCAAUAUCAAAAAUAAGAAAAUGCGUUCAUGGUUCAACCAUAAAAAAAUAAAAUACUUUCUGAACCGAUUGCCAAUUGAGGAAAGAUUUGACUUUAUCAAAAAAUAUUUCAUCGAAAAAACAAUUGAAGAUGUAAACCUGGAAGAUGAGACAUGGGAUGACAUAUUAGAAUACUGUAGUCCACCUUUAAAAGGAAAUGUAUCAUCAUCGAAAAAUAUAUACAGUUGGUACGUAUAUGCACCAUUUAUAAAGGCUUUUGGAGAUUUGAAACAGUUGAUUCGAAGUGAAUCAAAUCCAAGUGACAGAAUACGGAUUUUGCGAGUAGCGUUAACAUGCGCAGGUAAGGAUAGGAAAAAUAUACUUGCCUUGCUAAAGUUUUACCGUGAAAAUCACAUCAACGAACCAUUCAAGUUUAAAAUUCAGUUUGUAAAUCAUUUGCUUAUAAAGACCGAUACUCACAAGUAUGAUAAAGAAGCUUGGGGAUAUUUAAAUGAUCUUUUUAAUAGCAUGGAAGUGUACACUAAAUCUGACAAAAAUUUACAAUUAUGUGUAAGAUCCAUAAUUUUACGUAAUCUACUUAAUGGUGAGAAUAUUCCUGAAAUUAUAGAACAGAAAUUUGAAUUUGAAAAUUUGGACGAUAAGAAUAAGUAUAAUAAGGAAGAAAGAGAGAAAAUAUUCUGUUUCUUAUACAACUAUUUGAUUUCAAAAUUAAAAAAUGAUUGUAACACUGAAAAGGAAUUUGAUGAAACUGUGGAAAUUGUCAUGAAGGUUUUGAAUCUUCUGAAAGAUUGGAAUAAAGAUCUCAAAGACUAUUCAUUAAUUCUACAGAAAAUCAAAGAUCUUGUUAUUGUUAGGAAAGAAAAUGGUUGGAAUCAAUGUCUUUCGGAUAUAUAUAAUAUUAAAAAAUCUUGGAGAAAGCUUUUAUUAGCAGAAUCUAUUCUUCUAAACCCCUCUGAAGAAAGUUGCAUUAACGCUCUUAAAUAUGGCCCACAAUUAUUGGAAAUAUAUAGAAAAGAAAUAAACAAAUUAUGUAUAAGUGACAACAAAUUUUUUGAAAAAUUUCUUAAAAAAAUUCGAAUUUAUUGUCAUCAAUCUUUGGCAAAAUCUUUCAAGAAAACAUUUCUGGAAAAUCUUAACCAAACAAAUGGUGACGUUGCGUUGAUUAAAGGACUCUGUAUUUUACUUUCACGAAAAGAAAUUUUGGAUUUAAUACAGAAAUAUGUACCCACAGAAGCUAAAAUUGACUGGAGCCAACCUGAAGAUUUAGAGUUCUGCCUUCGCAAAUAUAUCGCCAAAUGUAUGCACUUAGCAAGACCCCAUCCUCCCCUUGCCGUGGCUCUAGAGUACGCAAAAGGAGACUUUUUGCAAUAUGUACUACCAUCUUUAAAUGCAAUACUUUAUAACAUAAGGUCUACUUAUAUUUGCGAACAUAUUCCAGAACUUCUUAAUACACCAGUAUCCUUACAAAAACACGGCAUUCGUGUUGCAUUUUCAAAGCUGAAGCAUGAUGAACUCAAAAAUAUAUUUUCUGAUAUUUGGAAGACUAGUAAGAAUAAUACCAUUCGAGCUGAUAUCUUUUGUCAGACUUAUAAGAUGCUUUGCAAAGAAACUGAUAAAGCAGUUAUUUUAGAAAUAUGGCAGUUGUUGAGUAUAUGUAUUGAUAAACUAAAUUUCGAUGAAAAUAAAAAAAUAUACAUGACUCUUAGCAAAGCUGAUAAUGUGCCACUAUCGGUUAGAGCAGCGUUCUGGAUGAAGAGUUAUGAAUUUCUAAAAAAAUUACCGCCUCAAACAAAUUGUAAUCGUUUUAUCGAUGAUUUACACAGGCAAAUAGAAGACAUAUUGGAGUUUUUAGAAAUUGAUUUUAUGGCAAAAAUAUAUUUUGAAAAUUUUGUAAAAAAGUUUAGCACACAACAAUACGAUCACUCCCGUCAGCUAUCUAUGUAUAUGCUGUCCGCAAAGACUGAAAAAGCUCAAAAUGAGCGGUACGAAAAAAUUCUUCUACCUCUUCUAGAAAAAGCUCUUUCUAUGUGGGAUAAGCGACACGAGAAUGUUUACUACACAAGAUAUAAUUUACGAGAUAUAUUUGCGUAUAUGUCCAGAGAAUUUGAAGACAUUGUUUUAAAUAAGAAAGUGAUUUUUCCUAUCGCUAUGUAUACUGCGGCAUUGAAGAAACUUGAAAAUAGUCUGUCGGUAAAAGAAAACUAUAUUCUUUUAACCAAAGUAAAAUUGUCGUUAGGAUACAUACAAAUUUUACAUGAUCUAAAAAUUAACAAAGAUGUAGGGUGUUCUGAUUCCACAGAAAACGUUGGCCAGGACCAGGAAGAUAAAUGGAAAAACGUGCACACCGCUGCAGCCCCAAUUUUUGGCAGGUUGUGUUUAAAUUGCUUAAAGGAAGAUGUCGCGAAAUAUUUUCCUUCGAUAUAUAUCAUUUUUGCAGAUGUUUUGGAUGCUGUACUCAAUUGGUAUGUUGGGUCUGGGAGUUAUCAAAUGAAUAAAUUGAGUUUAUUUAAAGUUUUUGUUGAAAGCAAAGAUUUCAUUAAAGGAUACUUGUUAGUGAUGAAGUUAAUGCCAAGUUAUUAUUUAUACGACGACGAUGAAAGGGCUACAUCCUUCGGAAGAAGUCGCGAUGCAUUAUUGGCUUUUCUGUAAGGAUUUUUAAGCAUUUGUUAAAAUCUACUUUUUUUUAAAACAAUAAUUUUGAAUGUUUAUUUGAAAUUUGUACAUAUUUAUAAACUACGAGAACUUAUUUAUUAAAAAUGUACCUAACGCUUAGAAUUAAUUACAUACACUGCAAUAAACUGUUUCUUAUAUCUACUGACAGACAAA